This is a messenger RNA of Amphibalanus amphitrite, 3979 nucleotides long. RefSeq names its product alanine--glyoxylate aminotransferase-like. Lineage: Eukaryota; Metazoa; Arthropoda; Thecostraca; Balanomorpha; Balanidae. The record is from RefSeq and is a predicted model, not a curated record. Gene Ontology annotation, molecular function: L-serine:pyruvate transaminase activity; L-alanine:glyoxylate transaminase activity. Gene Ontology annotation, cellular component: peroxisome. The coding region runs from base 1665 to 3029 and encodes 454 amino acids. The transcript has 11 exons.
UCAUUUUUCAUUUUGGUUUUGUAUUUCAAUUUGUUCCACUGAAAUAUUUUAUGUUUCUGAUAGGUUCCUAAGGCACAGGUUUCUUGCUUUGUAAUUGGUGUUAUAUGCAAUAACUGCGCUUGAAUACUAGUUAGGUACCGACUGGAGCCUGUCGCUGCUCAAGCUAUGCGAUUAAUGAAUCAAAUUUAAAUUGAAAUAUAAAUGAUAAAUAUGGACUGGUAGAGUCAUUUUCAUAACCCUUUUGACAUGGCUUACUUGCUGAAAAUUGUAUUGAGGAAUGUUGAAUGCCAUAAAUUCCCAUUUAAGGACAGUCCUAUUUAAUUGGCAGCCCACUCUCUUCACCACCGCAGUUGCCACCCUUCUGGCUGGCUUCCUGGCUGUGAUUUUCACCUGGUACACUCCAGCCAGCCCUCCAUCUCUGGCAUCUCCCUCUGUGCUUUCCUCCGAGCCUAAGAGUGCCACCAUGUCACCGCUGGUCAGCGUGGAGUUCGAGGUGUUCGGACGCGUGCAGGGCGUCUUCUUCCGCAAGUACACGCAGCGCACUGCACGUGACCUGGGUCUGGUCGGGUGGUGUCUCAACACGCGCCACGACACCGUGCAAGGUCACGUGCAGGGCCCCGCCGACGCUGUGGCGCGGAUGAAGCGCUGGCUGAGUGAGAAGGGUAGCCCGCAGUCCAAGAUCGACCGAUGCGAGUUCCACAACGAGCACAACGUGGCCGAGCUGGCCUACAAGGAGUUCGCUGUCAGACAUUGAUGCGUAUGUGAACACUGAACUUCGUGUUUUAGUGAUGAAGUGAUUGCGCUGCUACUAGCUCUUCCAGUUGUGUUCAAUUGGUUUUGUUAUGAGUUACGAGUGGAGUGUGCUCAUUGGCUCGUUCUGAGUUGGGUGAUAAGUGUUCCACUCAUUCGUUAACUUCUUGCCGUGAAAAUAAGGACGGUGCUCAUGACAUGGUUGUGCCGCGAGUUAUAUUUUAUUUAUUGCAACAAGUAACAAGUUCGUAAUGUGAUUGCUUCGCUGAUGGACUGAACAGUAUGUGAUAUCGUAACUACUUGGAACCACCAUUGGAUGGCCUGGUCUUUGGUCAAUAUAAUUCAUGCAUAAAAUUUUAUGGGUGCCUCACCUGUAAACUGUCGGAAAACUGAGCACUGGCAGACAGUUAGAUACCACCUGUAAAUGAUGGAUGCGGAAGAGACCAUGAAAAAAAUGCGACUCUUAUUCCAACAUUGACGAUCAAGCAUAGAAGCGAAUUUUUAGGCAGAACUUGUGUUCGUUUCCGAAUGGGUCUACUGUCUGUGACCACAACUUUAUUAGAACUGACACGGCUCAGUUUCAUCGAGCGACUAGGCCCUGUCGCGUCACCUAUCCACGAUACGUGCUGUGGCGUCAUCUACUAUCUAGGCCUUCUACGGGCUUGGCCGGCAUUGGGUCUGCGGACGAACGACCGGGCCGCGGCGGUGGCACGUCACCGGCGUACCGCUCUCUGAUUGGUCCUCUGCUGGGGACGGUGGACGGUGAUUGGUCGGACGGGAGGUGUGGCUCGUCGGACGGCGAGCACCGUACCGAGCCCACUGCCCGAGCGACUGCCUCCCGCUGCCGCGGAGAUAGGACGGAGAAUCAUAGCUCCUCGCCCGGUGCCUCGACUGCCGCUCAGUACCCACCCGCCAUGCCGGCGCUGAUACGGUGUCUGGCGGGGCGGUCCUGUCGGGUGCGAGCGGUCAGUGCUCUCUGGCCGGUGUUGGUGAAAGGGUCGUCCACUGCCCCUCUGUCGCCGUCACCGCGGUGCCCCGACCCCGGACUGCCGUACCGCUGCCGUGCACUACAGACAUCAGCCCGUUCCACCACCGCCGCCACCAUGCACGUGCCGUCGCCGGUCAGCCUGCAGGAGCCGAUGGUGGUGCCGCUAAAGACGCUGAUGGGCCCCGGCCCGUCCAACGCGCACCCGCGCGUCCUGGAGGCGCAGAGCCAGCCGCUGCUUGGCCACCUGCACGCCGAGUUCUGCAAGAUAAUGGACGACUGCAAGGACGGGAUCCGCUAUAUGUUCCAGACGGAGAACCGCGUCACUCUGGCGCUCUCCAGUACCGGCCACGGCGGCAUGGAGUGCGUCAUGGCCAACCUGCUGGAGCGGGAUGAUGUCAUUCUGAUCGCCCAUAAUGGCGUCUGGGGCGAGCGCAGCUCCGACAUGGCGCGGCGGCAGGGCGCCGUGGUGCACCAGAUCAAGGAGCCGGCCGGCUCGGGGUUCUACCUGCAGGAGCUGCGUGCCGCCCUGGACGUGUACAAGCCCAAGGUGCUGUUUGUGACGCACGGAGAGUCCUCCACCGGGGUGCUGCAGAACCUCAACGGAAUCGGAGACGUCUGCAAGGCCCACGACUGUCUGUUUGUGGUGGACACGGUGGCCUCACUGGGCGGGGUGCCGUUCUACGCCGAUCAGUGGGGUGUGGAUGUGGUCUACACGGGCUCACAGAAGGUGCUCAGCGCUCCGCCCGGCACGGCACCCAUCUCACUCAGCGAGAACGCCUGGCAGAAGAUUAUCAACCGUAAGACGCCGAUCAGCUCGUUCUACUUUGAUCUAACCAUGCUGGCCAACUACUGGGGUUGCGAUGAAGGACCACGCAAAUACCAUCACACGGGGCCCAUCUCCAGCAUCUACGCGCUGCGCGAGGCGCUGGCUAUCGCCUGCACAGAGGGCCUGGAGUCGCUCUGGGAGCGUCACCAGCGCUGCGCCCAGCGACUGUACGCCGGUCUAGCCGAGAUGGGACUGAAGUUGUUUGUGGAGAACGAGACGUUCCGCCUGCCGACGGUGACCACGGUCAAAGUACCCGAGGGAGUCGACUGGAAGGCGGUCUCCGCCUACUGCAUGACCAAGCACAAGCUGGAGAUCUCGGGCGGCCUGGGUCCAUCUGCCGGCCUCGUCUGGAGGAUCGGCCUGAUGGGCGCCAAUGCCACCGACGAGAAGGUCGACUUUGUGCUCGAGUGUCUCCGAGAGGCGCUGGCAGAUGUCAAAAAGACUGUUGACUCGCUUACAUUGUAGGCGAGAAAUAGUAUAGGGCAAGCUGAAGCUAAAAAGGGGACAUGUAUCACUUUUGGUGAAGAGUCACAAACAAAAUUGCAAAGUCAGUUAUCUACUGCUACUAACGGACAGAGACACCGGCCAAUCCGCUCCGAGAAUAACGGAGACGACUGAGAACCGACCGAACAGUAGAAAUUGGCACCCGGCGCCUUCAUUCCCCUAACGCCGUUGGCCGCCUAUGGGCGCUAUAAGGGAAGUUCCAGUCCCCUGGGCUCAGGACCAGGCUCAGGCCUAGUUCGGCACCCCAGCCAGGAAAGUGGCGUGAAUAACGACCUCACCGGUGGGGCGGAAUGAUUAGGAUGGUGGUCUUACGAACGGACGGACCAAUGCCGGGACCACGGGAUGUAAAUGCAAUGAAACCCUUGCCAGGAGUAGCGUGAGCUGAGCUGAGUGCGAAUGCAACGUAACUAUACAACUUUUACAUAUUGUUGGAUGUUUUUACUGCAUGUUGCAUAUUUUGAUACCUUUACGAUUAUGGCAUUGUUACGGUUCCAGGUGCCUGUUAUGGCGUUGAAUCAUUGUUGAAAUUGCAUAAUGGCAUAUACUAUUACGCAUUCCACGCACUGUUACUAUUAUGCACAUGAAGUAGUUAUUACGCAGGUGGUGCCUGAAAGAAGAAAAGAGCUUCCAUUCGCGGUAGCCAGCGUACAUUCCGACUUGGUGCGCUUAACUGCCAGUGUCUUAGAACGGCGUUUGUGUCCAUUGUUUGAUAUAUCGUAGCUACAGUUGAUAACCUGUCAUAAUUGCAGACAGACGGACUGAUGACUCUGGUGAGAAAAUAUUUUUAUACUGGGAAUGCAUUUAUCAUGCUGCGGUUGGCGACUUAGCACUGUGAAUUCCAGUGACGACCGACCCGACUUGUUUGUUCAAACGAGCCCCGUACGAAUUUUGAAAUACAUAUGAAUCCUUUA